UGAAAACCACACAUAAAUUCAACGCGCGAACUGCACAUGUGAAGCUUGCUAGGCCUAGCUAGUGUAGGCUUUCAGAAGUAGGGUAGAUAUAGAUUCGUCUACAUAUUUAACCAAUUAGGUCGUACUAUUUUGUAGAGGACAUAAUUUGUAGUAGUUUAUUUACUGAUCUAUUCGGUCUAACCAAUUGAUAAAAAUGGGAGAUAAAGUUUUAUUGCUUGGCAGUGGAGGAAGAGAACAUGCAAUUUCCUGGAAACUUUCCAAAUCAGAAAAUGUAUCGGAAGUGCUCGUAGCCCCUGGCAACGCAGGAACAGGGAAUCUUGCCAAAAUUAGCAAUGCCGGCCCUGGUGUUCCUGUCUCAGACUACCCAAAGCUUGCCAAGUGGUGUAAAGACAACAACGUGAGUCUGGUAGCUGUUGGCCCCGAAGCCCCCCUUGCAGCAGGCAUAACGGAUGCUCUGAGUCAGGCUGGGAUUGCUUGCUUUGGACCAUCAAAAUCGGCAGCUGAGAUUGAGUCGAGCAAGGAGUUUGCGAAAGGUUUCAUGGAUAGGCACGGCAUUCCAACGGCUCGGUGGAAAUCGUUUACAAAUCCUGAAGAAGCUUGCCAACAUAUUAACAGUGCAUCUUACAAUGCUCUCGUGGUGAAGGCAAGCGGACUAGCUGCUGGAAAGGGAGUUGUCGUAGCAAACAGUAAGGAUGAAGCCUGUCAGGCAGUCAAGGAUAUGAUGCAGGACAAAGUUUUUGGAACAGCAGGCGAUACGGUUGUUGUAGAAGAAUUACUAGAAGGUGAAGAGUGUUCAGUUUUAGCAUUUACUGAUGGUAAAAGCGUUGUUGCUAUGCCUCCAGCCCAGGACCAUAAGAGAUUACUUGAGGGGGACAAAGGACCAAACACAGGGGGCAUGGGAGCAUAUUGUCCCUGUCCACAGGUUUCAGCCACUUGUUUACAAAAAAUUAAUGAACAAGUCUUGAAAAAGACAGUUGAUGGAAUGAGGGAAGAAGGAAGACAAUAUGUUGGUGUGCUAUAUGCUGGUAUUAUGCUAACUAAAGAUGGACCAAAAGUUUUGGAAUUCAAUUGUCGAUUUGGCGACCCGGAAACACAAGUGCUAAUGGUCAUGCUGAAAAGUGACCUCUACCCAAUCAUGAAGGCUUGUGUCAAUGGCAACCUCACCUCUGACCUUGUCAGUUUUCAUAGCAACCAGAGUGCUGUUGCUAUAGUGAUUGCGAGUGGGGGAUACCCAGCGUCAUAUAAGAAAGGAAUGGAAAUUAAGGGAAUUCAACGUGCUGAAAAAGAAUUGGGUCAGAUAGUUUUUCACGCCGGGACCACAAGAAAAGAUGACAAGAUCGUCACUUCUGGAGGUCGUGUCUUAGCAACAGUUGCCAUGGCAGCAGAUCUACCUUCAGCAGCAUCCAAGGCUCUUGAAGGGGCAGGGGUAAUAGAAUUUGAUGGGGCUAUAUUUAGAAGAGAUAUUGCAAAGAAAGGUUGUGAUUUCUUAGGCAGAAGCAAAUCCUCCGGAUUGACAUACGCAGAAUGUGGAGUGAGUAUCACCGCCGGGAACAGUUUAGUUGAUGCAAUUAAACCACUGGCACUGGGAACAUCGAGGGUAGGCUGCAGUUCUGUUCUUGGGGGCUUUGGCGGAGUGUUUGACACAAAGGCCGCUGGUUACAAAGAUCCACUGCUGAUUUCAGGCACAGAUGGAGUGGGCACUAAGUUGAAGAUAGCUCAGGGUGUUGGUGAACACUCAAGUGUCGGGAUUGACUUAGUUGCAAUGUGUGUGAACGAUAUCCUAGCCCAUGGUGCAGAAGCUCUUUUCUUUCUUGACUACUUCGCAUGUGGCCAGCUUGAUGUUGCUGUUGCUAGGGAUGUUGUUAGUGGAGUUGCAGAGGGGUGCCGUCAAGGUGGAUGUGCCCUUUUGGGUGGGGAAACAGCCGAAAUGCCUGGUAUGUAUUCUAAUGGUGAGUACGACCUGGCUGGGUUUGCUGUCGGUGCGGUAGAACGUGAUCAGACAAUGCCACGAAUAGCGGACAUUCAGGCUGAUGAUGUUAUUGUUGGAAUAGCAUCAUCUGGUAUUCAUAGCAACGGUUUCAGUUUGGUGAGGAGACUAGUAGAAAAGAUGGGAUUGUCAUACAAUGACCCUUGCCCGUUUGAGGCAGGAAAAACUUUAGGCCAGUGCUUACUAACUCCAACUAAGGUUUACAGUAAAACACUUCUACCAUCAAUUCGAAGUGGAAAAGUAAAAGCUUUUGCUCACAUCACUGGAGGAGGUUUAACUGAAAAUAUACCAAGAGUUUUACCAAAACAUCUUUGUGCACACCUCAAUGCAAAAUGGAACAUUCCACCUGUAUUUGGAUGGAUAGCUGCUGCUGCAAAUGUCAGUGAGGCAGAGAUGGCUAAGACAUUCAAUUGUGGCAUUGGAGGGGUGUUUAUUGUAAAGGAAUCUGAUGCGGAAGAAGUGAUGCAGAUGGUCAGAGAAAAUGGUGAAGCAUGUUGGACUGUUGGAAAUAUUUCACUGACUGGUGCUAAUGGUGAACAAGUUAUCAUCGAUGGUUUACAGGAAGCACUGUUGCAAACUACCCCUAAGAAUGGUAUUAUGUCAUCUACAAAUUCCCCCUCAAAUAAAAUGAAAGUUGGUGUUUUAAUCUCAGGAACAGGAACCAAUUUGCAGGCGUUAAUUAACCACACUAAAAACCCACUGAAGCCAAGUCAGGCAGAGAUUGUGCUGGUGAUUUCCAACGUUCCUGAUGUCUUGGGGCUAGAAAGGGCAAAGAAAGCAGGUAUACCAACAAAGAUAAUAAGUCAUAAGAACUACAAGAAGAGAGUUGACUUUGACAUGGUUGUGAACGAAUCACUGAAGGAAGCUGGCGUUGAAGUAGUUUGCUUGGCCGGCUUCAUGCGCAUCCUCAGCGGAGAGUUUGUAAGAAAGUGGCAGGGUCAUUUGAUAAAUAUCCAUCCAUCUCUGCUGCCUUCAUUCAAAGGGAUGCAUGCUCAUAAAUUGGCAUUGGAAGCUGGAGUUAGAAUAAGUGGAUGCACUGUACACUUCGUGGAGGAGGAAGUUGACGCUGGUGCAAUCCUAGUCCAGAAGACAGUAAAAGUCAUGCCAACUGAUACAGUCUCAUCCUUACAAGAACGAGUCAAGACCGCGGAACAUAUUGCAUACCCAACGGCACUCGAGCUUGUUGCUAGGAAAAUUGCAGUCCUCGGUAGUGAUGGGAGAAUCAAAUGGAAUGGUGACCCAGAUGACCUUUAACCUGCAUUUAAAUUUUUCUGUUGGUUUAUCGAUGGACUUUACAGUUUCUUGAGGAAUCUUUCAUCAUUAAUAUUGAACAUAUUGUUAUUUUAUAACUUACUUUUGUUAUUAUUUUUACGGUACCGAUUAUGGGCAGACACUUUGUAAAAUGCGGUGCCCACAUGCAAUAUCGGCCCACUGUGCUCGGCAGACUAGAUUUUCUUCUGACUUUUUUUGCUUAUGUGGUACCAGUGUGCCCUAGCCGCGAGAAAAACAAUUUUUCGUGGAGGAAAAUGAACUUUUCGUAUUUUUAGAAUCUAUAAUCGUUUAAUUGACAUACUAAGGGUAUUGCAAUCUCUGGACCCCACCAAGAUAUUGACCAAUGCCCGACCACACUCACUCACAUUCUAAUCGAAGUCACUGGACAUGCCUGGUGCCACCGCUGCAUUUUUGCAAAUAUACAGAUUUGCAGGCACCGUGGGCCCUGUAGUAGUUGCGGACUGACUGCAUUUUAUUAUGAUAAAGGAAAAAUUGAGGUCAAUGUGACCAGCAGUUCAUGGCCUGACUUUACCCACUUGAGUCAGUACUGAAGAAUUGAGUUUUGAAUUUUCAUUUAUUAAAAUUUAUGAUUAUGUACACUACCAGCAAGGCAUUAAUUCAUGAUUAAAUGGCACAACAAUGCAAGUUUAUUAUUAUUUCUAUUAUUUUUAAUAAUUAUUAUUUUUUCUUAUAUUAUAUUACUUGUGAUUAAAACAUAACAGGGUAAAGAUAUCUAUCAUACUGUAUGUAUAAUAUGUUGACAAAUAAACUAACUUGCAUACAGAAAAUAA
Messenger RNA from Anneissia japonica, 4050 nucleotides. Its product is annotated as trifunctional purine biosynthetic protein adenosine-3-like. Gene Ontology annotation, molecular function: ATP binding; phosphoribosylamine-glycine ligase activity; phosphoribosylformylglycinamidine cyclo-ligase activity. Gene Ontology annotation, biological process: adenine biosynthetic process; 'de novo' IMP biosynthetic process. Bases 194 to 3241 code for a protein of 1015 amino acids. The transcript has 17 exons. Gene Ontology annotation, cellular component: cytosol. The record is from RefSeq and is a predicted model, not a curated record. Lineage: Eukaryota; Metazoa; Echinodermata; Crinoidea; Comatulida; Comatulidae.